This is a messenger RNA of Uncinocarpus reesii 1704, 429 nucleotides long. RefSeq lists its product as uncharacterized. NCBI's taxonomy places the organism in Eukaryota, Fungi, Ascomycota, Eurotiomycetes, Onygenales, Onygenaceae. The transcript has 2 exons. The record is from RefSeq and is a predicted model, not a curated record. Bases 1 to 429 code for a protein of 142 amino acids.
AUGGCAGAGGUCUCCAGUGUCUGUCCUCAUGCAAGUUUCACCUUGGAUCAAUUACGAAAUCAGCUAGAACUAUGCCAGAAAGCGUUAUCUCGGCUCAGUGUUCAAGAGCAGAACCCGAACAGCGUGAUUAGCGAUGCUCUCAAGGCGGUCGAGACGGCAAUCGCGUUAUCUAAACAGUCUUUUGCGGAAAAUAAUCAGGUGAAACAGAAACUCGAAGCGUCCGAGGCACUCUUGGAUUCUGAGAUGAAGAAGAAUGCCAUACUGUUGGAAGAGCUGAGAAACUCCCACGAAUCUUUGACUUCAGUCGGGAGAUUGGUGGAUGUGCUUGAAGCUAGUCUCAAGAAGUCAGAGCGCCAAAUUGAGCAAUCAGUGGAAAAAAUGGAGCAUCUUUCAGGGGGUGGGCUUGGCGGCACAACGGCGGCCAGUUGA